Messenger RNA from Echinococcus granulosus, 2400 nucleotides. RefSeq names its product Mitofusin-2. NCBI's taxonomy places the organism in Eukaryota, Metazoa, Platyhelminthes, Cestoda, Cyclophyllidea, Taeniidae. Bases 1 to 2400 code for a protein of 799 amino acids. The record is from RefSeq and is a predicted model, not a curated record. Gene Ontology annotation, cellular component: mitochondrial outer membrane. Gene Ontology annotation, biological process: mitochondrion localization; mitochondrial fusion. The transcript has 14 exons. Gene Ontology annotation, molecular function: GTP binding; GTPase activity.
AUGGGUCUUCUGCAAAUUCUCAAAAAGUUGUUUAAGUCGUCUCAACUCUGCUCGUUUCGUGUAAUGGGAGAAGAUUUCAGAACCGGUGAGGUUGGGUCUCGUUCGAGAAAUCUUCUUAUGAGAAGCAACACACACUCAGAUCUUCUCAAAUUCAAGGGAGCUAAGCAAGAUUUACAAAAGAUUUUUGCUGAAAUCGAGGAUUACGUGAAUGACUGCAAACAGUUUUUCAAAGAAAAACUAUCAGAGGAGGCUGGCAAGCGACUCUCUCCGGCCCUUGAAGAAUCCUCUAAAACUGAUUUGGAGCCAUAUUUUGAAAGAGUGAAACAAAUACAGUCAAUUAUUUCGCGUAAUCAAAUGAAAUGUGCCUUUUUCGGGCGAACAUCGAACGGCAAAAGUACAGUCAUAAAUGCAAUGCUUGGCUCGCGAAUUCUGCCUUCCGGUAUCGGGCACACAACAAGCUGUUUUGUUCAAGUACAAGGAACUAACCAAAGUCAGGGCUUUUUACAACAGGAAUGUAUUUCCGACUUUGGUUCAGGUGAAGAGACUCAAACUUUAUCAGAACCUCGACCGAUAGAAUCGGUUAGUCACUUGGCCCAUUCGUUGAGCUCGGCCAAGAUGGCCAGUGAUUCCCUCAUAUACCUCUUCUGGCCAAGCUCCAGCUGUCAUCUUCUGCGAGAGGACGUGGUCUUACUAGACAGCCCUGGAGUAAAUGUCGAUCCUGACAUGGAUGCAUGGAUCGAUAGGCACUGUCUUGAUGCUGACGUCUUUAUCCUCGUUGCUAAUGCCGAGUCAACUCUAAUGCAGGCAGAAAAAGACUUCUUCUAUCGCGUCAGCAGCAGAAUCUCCAAGCCGAACAUCUUCAUUCUCAACAACCGAUGGGAUGCCUCGGCUGGUGAAGCGGAAUUAGCCGAUCAGGUAAAGGAACAACAUAUGCAGAGGUGUGUUUCCUUCUUGACGGAUGAGUUAAAAGUGUGUGGACACGACGAAGCAAUGGAGCGCGUCUUUUUUGUCUCCGCCCGCGAGGUCCUCACCAUCCGAGCCAGGUCUCUCAACGGCGGCGCUCCACCUGGUUCUGCGCCCAACAUUGGCUCUCCCUCCGCUGGCGGCUAUCCACUGGCUGACGGAUGGCAGGCUCGUUUGAUGGAAUUCUCCACCUUUGAGAAAGUUUUCGAGAAAAUCCUCUCUGACUCGGCCACUCGUACAAAGUUUGCCUCCCAUGCGGAGCAGGGCAAAGAACUGGCCGCCUACUUCCGCCAACUCAUGGAGACAACCUACGAGGCUGCCCUAGAGGAGAAGGACGCAGGUAUCCGUUACCGACGUCUGUCACAGGCGAGACUUGAAGAGUUGCGCGCAAAGUUGCAGAAUGCUGCUAGGACCAUCAACGACCUCAUUGCCAAGUGCCUACUGGACGUGGAGGCUCAGGUGGCCAACGCACUCUGCAACGAGAUUCGACGACUGGGCGAACUGGUAGAUAGCUUCAGUGGGCACGCUUUCGCAGCGGACGAUGAGGCGACACUACGCACCUAUCGUCACGAGCUCAACGCUUAUAUUGAGCGCGAACUGGGCAAGAAACUGGCCGCUGCGUGUGCCGGUGAUAUUCAUUCGCAGGUGGUCCGUGCUGAACAAAUUAUGGCUAGCAUCUACGAAGGUCUGGUGGAGGCGGAUGAGUCGGCAAAGAGUAGGAUAAUGCAGAGCGUUCUAUCGAGUUCCUUCGAACCAGAGUUCCAUGUCGACUGUCGCAAUAUCUGCGCGGAGUUCAGGGAGGACUUACGUUUUCGUUUCUCUCUUGGACUCUCCUCUCUAGCCGAGCGGCUGCUCCACCACCAACGCCACGGUGGUUUUUAUUCCUCCGGCUCUACUGCCAAUACGUGGACAGGUGGCUACGCCGGGUCGCAAGGGAUGCCGGAGUACUCACCGGUUCUGCCGCUUUUCCUCUCAUCCCUUCCAGCUCUACUCAGCCGAAACACCGUUGGACUACUUGUAGUUGGUGGAAUUGUGCUGAAAGCGACGGGAUGGCGUAUGAUAAUGGUUUUGGGCGGACUUUAUGCGGGCCUCUAUGCCUACGAGCGCCUGGCGUGGACGAACAGGGCGCGCGAAGCCGCCUUUAAGUCCCAGUACGUCAAUUACGCCUCACAUAAGCUCCGCCUCAUUGUUGACCUCACUGGCACCAACGCACGACACCAGGUGAAGCGCGAGUUGCAUCAGAUGCAAAAGCGUCUCGGAAACGAGGGUGAGGGCGCAGCAAAGGUUCUUUCCGACGAAUUGGUCCAGUUGGACAAAGACCUUGUCACCCUCGACAACAUUACCACCUCCGCUAAGACACUCAAGAACGGUGCUAUCUACCUGGACGGCUGUCUGGACAAAUUUCACAAGGAAUACAUAAGCUCAGCGUGGAAUUAG